Messenger RNA from Rhinolophus ferrumequinum (greater horseshoe bat), 3170 nucleotides. RefSeq names its product protein phosphatase 1 regulatory subunit 18 (gene PPP1R18). Bases 477 to 2321 code for a protein of 614 amino acids. The transcript is spliced from 4 exons. The record is from RefSeq and is a predicted model, not a curated record. Gene Ontology annotation, molecular function: phosphatase binding. NCBI's taxonomy places the organism in Eukaryota, Metazoa, Chordata, Mammalia, Chiroptera, Rhinolophidae.
AAGGGGAGCCGGGAUCCGAGUCCCACGGAGGGCCGGUGGGAGCGAGGCCCCGCCCCCUCCUCGGGCUCCGCCCCGCGCCCCCUUCCCUCUCCCCAUUGUCCUCAGACAAAGCGGUCACCGCCCCCCGCCCGGCCCCCAGGUUUCUGUCUCCGUCCCUCCUCCUCGGCUCCCUCUUUCACUCCUCCUCCUCCCCCUCUUCCCCUCCCUCCUGUCUCCGGAUCUCCCUCGAUCCCUCUCUCCUCCUCUUCCUCUCGCCUCUCUCCGGACGCCAGGCUUCUCCGCACCCCCUCCCCUGGGAGCCCCGCUGCGUGUGAGUUGACAGAGGCGCUUCGGACUUGCUCCCCUGUCCUUCUCUGUGUCCCACUUCCCCCUUCACUUCCUCCCCCCCCACCCCCAGUCUCACCCCCUGAGCCGUCUGGAGCCUCUCCUUCCUGUUCUCUGCCCCCAGUGCUCCCCACCCUCACCUCCAGGAGACCAUGGCCACCAUCCCGGACUGGAAACUACAGCUGCUAGCCCGGCGCCGGCAGGAGGAGGCAGCAGUUCGGGGCAGGGAGAAGGCGGAGCGGGAGCGCCUAUCCCAGAUGCCAGCCUGGAAGCGGGGGCUCCUGGAACGCCGUCGGGCUAAGCUUGGUCUGUCUCCUGGGGAAUCGAGUCCUGUCUCUGGGAAUGCAGAGGCUGGACCUCCAGACCCAGACAAGUCUGCCGUCCUGCUGGAGGCCAUCGGGCCAGUGCACCAGAACCGAUUCAUUCGGCUGGAGCGGCAGCAGCAGCAGCAGCAGCAGCAGCAGCAGCAGCAGCGGAGUGAAGAGCUUACAGAGAGAAGGCCUGGGCCCUUAGAGGCCCGGGAGUGGAGAACCAGUCCUGGGAACAUGCGGGAUCCAAGCCCCAAGGGAAAAGAGUCGAGGGAAGAGCGGCUCAGUCCCAGGGAAGCCAGAGAGAGGAGGCUGGGCAUAGGGGGAACCCAGGAACCGAGCCCCAGGCCUUCAGAAGCUCAGGAGUGGGGACAGGGCCCAGCAGAGGCUGCAGACAGGAUCUCCAUGCUGUCAGAAGCACGGAAAUGGAGGCUGAGCCCCGGAGAAACGCCAGAGCGGAAUCUGGGACUGGCAGAGCCUCGAGAACAAAGCCCCAGGAGAAAAGAGGUGGUGGAAAGUAGACUGAGCCCAGCAGAGUCUGACAACCAGAAGUUGGACCUGACAGAGGCCCAUAAAUGGAGGCCUGACUCCAGAGAGUCUCAGGAACAAAGUUCGAUACAACCAGAGACAUCAGAAUGGAAGCUGAGCUCAGGAGAAGAAAGAAAAGACUGCUCAGAGGAAUGUGGGAGGAAAGAGAGGCCAGUUCCAAGGACGGCCCCAGAAGAGAGUCCAGGGCUGUCAGAGACGCUGACCAGGGGCACUCCAGAAACCAGCUCUGGAGGAGUGCAGGCCGCAGAGCAGAGGCCCAGCCCCAUGGAGGAUGGUGAGAGGGGCUUGAGGCUGGCAGAAGGGUGGAAAUGGACCGUGCACUCUGGGAAGGUUCGAGAAUGGACACCCAGGGACACAGAGACUCAAACUCAGAGGCCAGACCCUCCAGAGUCUGCUGAGAAGCACCUGAGGCCUCUUGGUGCAAAGGCUGGAGAAGGGGAGGCUGAAAAGGAGGAGGCGGAGGCUCCGGGCAGGUCUCUGAGCACCCUGCAGAACCUCCGUUUUGUGCCCUCCCCCCUUCCACCAGAGGACGCUGGGACUAGAGGCUCUAGACAGCAGGAAGAGGAAGCAGUGGAACUCUGGCCCCCACCCACAGCCCCUCUGUCUCCCCCACCCCCAGCCCCACCUGCUCCCCAGUCCCCUGGGGAUCCCCUCAUGAGCCGCCUGUUUUAUGGGGUGAAGGCAGGGCCAGGGGUGGGGGCCCCCCGCCGCAGUGGACACACCUUCACAGUCAACCCCAGGAGGUCCGUGCCCCCUGCAGCCCCUGCCACGGCAGCCACAGCUGACACUGCAGUCCCUGGGGCUGGGAAGAAGCGGUACCCGACUGCUGAGGAGAUCUUGGUUCUGGGGGGCUACCUCCGCCUCAGCCGCAGCUGCCUUGUCAAGGGGUCCCCUGAAAGGCACCACAAACAGCUCAAGAUCUCCUUCAGCGAGACAGCCCUAGAGACUACUUAUCAAUACCCCUCCGAGAGCUCGGUGCUGGAGGAGCUGGGCCCGGAGCCUGAGACCCCCAGUGUCCCCAGUUCCUCAGUGGACCAACCCGACGACGAAGAGGAUGAGGAAGAGCUGCUACUGCAGCGCGAGCUCCAGGGCGGGCUGCGCACCAAGGCCCUGAUCGUGGAUGAGUCCUGCCGGAGGUGACCCCCUUCCAACACAGGCAUAUACCUCCCUCCUUCCCAGAACUGAAGAUCCUGGAGCCCAGAUGGUUCAGAACAGACAACCCUGAAAAUGAGCCUGGCAGGGAAACUCAAUCAACAUCUUCCAACUUGCUUUCCUCAUCCUAUUUCUGGGGGCAGACCCAACUGCCUAAAUCCACCCUCACCCAAGGUCCCUGGUGUGAAUGCAUCAGGCAUGCUCAAGCAUCCUAGGUGAGCCAAGAGUGAGCUCCAAGUCCCAGGGAGCACAGAGCUUCCUGAGGUGCAGAUGGAGCACCCCCUCCACCUCCUUGGGCCCAGCACACUCUCCCUACAGCCUUCCUUGAAUUCCCCCCACCCCAGGGCUCUCAAGAUUUAAGCACUCCUGUCCCUGGGAGGCCUGGCCCCCACUCCUCUUACAGGCUCCUCUCCCUGCUGCUCCUUAGGUCACUGCCCCUUUGUUUACAGCUCCCAGCCCCCCACCCCCCAAAGUCCCAGGUUUACAAGCUAGGUUUACUAUUUGCCUUGCUAAGUCCAUAUGGAGUCCUGUCCCCUAUCCCUUGCAGUCGGCUCAUUGGGAGUGACCUGGGGCUGUGGCUUCCUCCACUUUUGCUCAGUAUUACUGUGCCUCAGUUUUUCCCCAAAAGGGAAGGCUGGGAAUAUUAACUCUGUACCCCCAUCUGGUUAUUUAAUUCUGUUCCUCCUAUUCAGUUCACAAAUGAAUUGAAUUGCAAGGGUGCAGGGUGACUAAUAAGGCACCUCAAUUUUCCCUCAUUCUUCCUUGUCAAUUGCCUGUUGUUGUUUUUUUUUAAGACGAAAACAAUUUUCCAUAAUAAAAUGUAGCCUUAAAGACUUU